This is a messenger RNA of Nematostella vectensis (starlet sea anemone), 6405 nucleotides long. RefSeq lists its product as uncharacterized. Bases 203 to 5557 code for a protein of 1784 amino acids. The record is from RefSeq and is a predicted model, not a curated record. The transcript is spliced from 18 exons. Lineage: Eukaryota; Metazoa; Cnidaria; Anthozoa; Actiniaria; Edwardsiidae. Gene Ontology annotation, biological process: signal transduction. Gene Ontology annotation, molecular function: protein binding; ATP hydrolysis activity.
GAAAUAAUUUCCCGAAUAGAUCAAGCAGUAAGUGUGUCGACUCGAUUUCUUGUAUUGUAUCUUGUGUAUAGCAAAAUUCAAUAGGAGGUAUAUGAAUUUCAAGUGAGAUUUAUCGCAUCGUUCAACAUCUUUCAUUGCGUGACGUAUUCAGCUGAGUGUAUUCGGGGUCACGGCGUUGUGUUUCCUUGACUGAUCCACGUCUAUGUCUAACGGAGCUGAGGAAAAGAUGGCGGUUCCUUCCUCCAACUUUGACAACUUCUUGCAGGCGAUAUCAAGCAAGAUGGACUGGCAAAGCUUUAAGCAAGAGACGAAGAAGCGAUUCGGAGACAAGUAUACAUUAUCAUCGCAAAGUGAUAUGUACCCGGUGUUGAAGAAACUCGAGAAUCACGGCCAAAUUGAUGGAAGCGACUUCACGUUGUUGGAUUGUUAUGCCGAGAAGUCUGCGAACCGCGAAGAACUGAAAAACGAACUUGCCGAGUACAAAGCCAAAUCCUAUCAUCCGAAGUCACAGCAAAUUGUUGGACGGGAAAAAGAUCUCGAUGGCCUCAAUAAGCUUCUAGGUAAUAGAUUUAUCAAGGCAGUGAAUUUAUUUGGCGCUUCCGGGGUUGGAAAGACAACACUAGCUCAAGUCGUCGCUAAGGGUUUCUGCCAAACUAACGGCUUUCGACAUCUUUGUGUGGAUUUGAGAGACAUCACGGACAUCUCGAAUGUACACUUCCAGUUGUUGCAAGCGUUUGGUUUGACUUGUUGGGAUAAAGAUAUACAAAGGCUGUAUUCUCAUCUAAAUGCUUCGAAGGAUAAUGAGUCAAGAAAGUCAACAUUCCUUUUACUUGAUAAUGUUGAACAACUUCUCACAAAAGCGAGAUCUGAUUUUAUUGCCAUGCUCUCAUCUUUAAUGGCGUCCAGCAUUUCGUCAUCUGGCGAGUUUAAAAUCCUAAUAACGUCGCGCGAAGAGGUCAAAGAAUUAUCUCUCAAGAUGAAGGGAUUUUCAGAGAAGAUGGUCGAAAAAUGGGAUGUUGGCUUUUCUAAGAGAUUUAUCGUCGGUCAAAGCAAAAUGUCCGAAGCCAAAGCCAAUGAAGAGAAUGAUGUGCUUGGAGAAAUAGCAAAAUUAUGCGAAAACAAUACGUAUCUUCUGCAAGGGUUUGCACAAAUUAUCAGAGAGGGUACAGAACCACAAGAGAUUCUUCAACAGAUAAAAAUGCAACUUGCAAAUGCCGAUGUUCCUGAACAAUUCGCUUGCAUCAACAAGGUGUUUGAAUCCCUGCCAAAUAGUAACGUAAAAAACUUUGCCAUCAAAAUAUCCCUAUUCCGAAGAUCUUUUACAGGAUCGAUGGCCCAGAGACUAACCGAUUCACCUACUCUUAUUGAUGCCUGCUUUGACCUCGAGAUCCUUGCUCGCCAUAAGAUACUCAACGUUGUCGACCCGGAAGACAAGUCCGGGGAGCGGGCCUAUGACAUUCACAGUAUUUUCCACGAGUUUGUAGACAAUUAUCUCUGCCAUAAACCUGAAUUUGCUUCUAUUUACAAGGCGGGGCAGGAAACAUUUUUCCGACUAUUCACGCAGAAGCUUGAAAAGUUGUCCAAACUAUUAGAGACUGAAUUUGUUGAGGCAUACAACCAGCUUGAAGGUGACCGCCCGAAUUUUGAGUUUUCCUUAGAAAUUGCCAGCCAAAAGGAUGAUAAAUGGUUCCUUCUGUACUCGGAUGAGUACUACACUUCGGCGUACCUUUCAACUUUGUUUGAGUGUUUGAAGGACGUUAAACAGAGGAAGAAACUGUACGAAGGAUGGUCAAAGACGGCGGAGUCAGAAGGUCAUUGGCUGUCCGGUGCACAGAUGCGAUGCUGGGAAUCUCUCCAAGAGGCAGACCUGUUCGGGCCUGAAGAAGCCAUGAAAGUGUUGGACAAAGCAAAGAAAAACUUGCAAAAGGCACACAAUAGCACUCCUUACAAAAACUACAUGGCAAUAGAAGGGUUGUAUCAUCACUGCAUAGGAAGAACAAAGUGGCUACUCGCCGAAAAGACGCAAGGGAAACAGAAAGAAGGUAUUGCAGGAGAGAGCCUCUUAGAGCUUGAAUACUCUCUUGAAAUUAGGCGAAAGCAACUUGGAGAGCACACGCAGACAUCACGGACACUGAACUUGAUGGGGAACGCUUUGAUGGCCUUGAAUAAGCCAGAAGAAGCCUUGAAAAGAUACCAAGAGGCCAUGAACAUGAAGACUCGGCUUAUAGGUAGCGAAGAACACUGCGAAAUGCCCACGUUUUACAACCAAAUGGCAGCUGUGCAUGAAAGGCUAUCGGAAAAGACCCAGGAAGGCAAGGAACACCAUCUCACUAUCGCAAAAGAGUGGAUGGAGAAAGCAAUAAAAUUGCAAAAAGAACUCGGCGUUGGCGAAACAGAGCACACUGCAACUUUUCAAAGAAACCUGGCUAACGUUCUGCUUGCUCUAAAAGAGUACGACCUUGCUUUGGAGGUUGCCCAGGAAUCGUAUAGACUCAGAAAAGAGAGACUGGGAACUCACCCAGAGACGGCAAGAAUUUUGUACAUGAUUGGAGUCAUCCACGAAUGGCGAAAAGAUCCAAAGUCCGCGUCAGAAGCGUAUGAAAAGGCAUUCGUGGUGGAAGAGGCGUUACCUAGCAACAACCACAGUGUGGUGAGAAGUAUGAUCAGGGAAAGACUCCUUAAAACAUGCGAGAAAAUAUCAGACACUGACAGACUGAAUAAAUACCAACAAAAGAUACGAGAUAUUGAUAAUGAGGUAAUAGAAGACGAGCCUCACUCCGGCCCCGCCCUGUCUGAGAGAGCACCAGAACCGAUAGGAUCGAUAUAUGUCGCGCCGAGACCGGAAGAAAUGCUUUCGUCUCUUAAGAGACUACCGAGACCUACGGUAAUAGAAGACGAGAUUUCUAAAAGUAGUCCCUCAAUCCCCCUUCCGCCUCCGAGAGCAGAGAGACUACCGAUACUACCGAGACCUACGGUAAUAGAAGACGAGCCUCACUCCGGCCCCGCCCUGUCUGAGAGAGCACCAGAACUUAUAAGACUACGGAUUAAUUCGCCUGACGAAUCUUACGAUAUCUACUAUCUACCUGAGUUUAUGAAAGACGAGGUUCAUUCCGGUCCCGCCCUGUCUGAGAGAGCACCAGAACCGAAACUACAACAGCGAACACGGAGCAGAUAUUCACUAGUUAUGAUAGACGAUACUCGAUCCCAGAGAGCACUAGAACCGAAAUCGUGGAGAUAUACCCCGUCGAGAUCGGGAGCCAAUUUUCCAGCAAAGGAGGCCAUCAAACAUGGGUCUGUUCAGAGUUUGCAGACGGAUUUUCAGAUGGAAAUCGCAGGUCCCAAGAUCCAAAAGACCCAGUUUGUGCAGGAAAUUGAUUUGCACCGCGUUGAGUGUAAAAUUAUGGACGAUAAGGGGGCCACUUGGGAACUUGAAAGCUUUGGCAUUUUUCUGAACAUCCCUCCAGGAGCACUAAAACAAUCAGUAGAGAUACAGUGUGUUCGUCACUCGCCCACCGUCUUUCCGUCAGUAGAUGGGGAAGUUUUUGUCAGUCAUAUUGUGGAAGUGGGUCCAAAGCCCUUGACAUCAUUUUUCACACCAAUGAGACCCAUCCUUCUACAUAUCCGUCAUUCUGGUGGCAAUGCCCUUGGAUAUGAAACAGUUGCCAAAGUGAUCAAUGGAAAGACAUGGGAAGACAUUGAUUCAUCGAUUGUGCAUGAUGAAGACCAAGGAUCUUACUCACGUGAGGUUAAAGUAGUGAAGCCCAUGACGGUUGCCAUAGUAAAGCGGCUAAAGUUCACCAGGUUUGAAGUCAGCGUGGAAGGUGGGACGUUUUCAUCAAGCUCAGGAAAAGUGCAUAAAACUUCCCUCUCUGGCCCAAGACCAAAAGUGAUCCUUUCUUCCUGGCCUCGGGCGGAUGUUACAUUCCCUGAGGGUGCCAUCACUCACCCGUGUCAAGGGAAAAUGGCGGUUCUGCCCAUACCAUCUAGCGCUCCACAGAAGGCGGGCUGGUCGCCAUAUCCCAUAUUAAUCAUGGAGGGGUUCCGCGGCCUGCAUUUCCAAAAACCUGUUACAGUUACUUUCCCUUUUGAACACCCCUCCUCCGAAACGUCAUCAAUACGUCUGCUCUGUGGGGAGAAUGGUGAGUGGAGAGACGUGACUGAUGAAGUUAAGAUUACAGAAUCCCACAUGUUGGAAUUUGAAGUGCGCCAUUUUAGUAGGUUAAUCUCAGCCAGAGAUUCUGAAAUCAAGCUGAGACACAAGCUGCUGGCUAAGAGGCAUGACCCAGGGCAGGAUGUACAUAUAAGGCAUUGGUAUUUAAUUCUCUGGCCAUGGGUCGUUUUGGGGACUUUAGCAUCUGUUGGAUCAUUGGUUGCGCAUGCCUCUCAAUUGGCCUCGUAUGUGAGGCGAGUCCCGGUGGCAGCUUACAUUGCCGCAUUCCAGAUGAGUGAACCAGACAUGGACAAGUUUGACAUGGCACUGCUGAGCUGCUCAGCGCACGAAUAUCAGGAGCACCGUGUACGCUUGGAGGGCGAUGGCUACCAUUUCCUGGGAUUCGAUUCUCCCGAUUUGCGAGCACAAGACGAGAUCUACCCAGAGUUAGUGGGAGGGCUCACAGAGGUUCCCUCAAGCGAAAUGUACCCGACUAAAUUGGCAUUUCUUGGUGAGCCUGGAAAAGCCUCUGUCAAAAGAAUAGAAGUCCAGCAAUCACCUGACUGCAAAAAUACAAAAAUCCUUGGAUAUAAUGAGCCACGAUUGACUGUCCUCUCAUCAACAAGAAGGAUUGUUUCAGAUAUUAAAGUCUCCGGACUCAGACCGUUGGAUCAAAUUUCUCUUUCGCAGGACUGUGGCGCUGAUUGUUUAGGGAUCAUGAUCGAUGAUAAGAACGACAUGGAACUGUUAAAAGACGUGAUUGAAAAGCAUAAAGGAAAAAUCAUAAAGCUCUUGUCCCGAGGUGUGCAAGCAUCACCCAGAGAUGACAUGAUUUGUACAGUCGAAGAGUGUCUAACAAACUGGCAAAGCGGUGGCGGGCGCAAGCUGUUCCAGCUCUUCCUGCUGUUCUCCCGAUAUAACGAACAUUGGCUAAGAUAUUAUGACUUCCACCAGGGUUUAAUACAUUGGCUAAGAGAGGAUGGCUCUCACGAGGCUAGAAACACUAGAAAGAGAUAUAUUGCGGAUCUGCUCAUGGAAGGCAAACGCAUCCUUGGAUUGCCACUCAAUAGUUUCGCUAGAAUAGAAGACAUUGCCAACAUUCUAACAUCCACGCAUAGAUCGGAAGCCUGGAAAUCCGUGGCGCGACGUCUUCCAGUUGCAGAGACAUUGAUCGAAAGCUGCGUUCAUGAUCACCGCGAUACUAUAGAGCAGUGUACUCAGGUUUUACUUGCGUGGACACGCGAAGUGGGGAGCUGGGCAACUCUAGAUCGAGUAUUCAACGCACUGACACUUUGCCAUGAUAUGCAAGCAUCUUACAGAAAUAGCAGUGUUUUUCUGCAUAGCUAUAGAGAGCUUGCAAGGCUCGUGACGAGAGAAGCUAAAACGCGUGUAGUAGAACACCACUAACUCGAACACAAAUUCAUUGAGUUCAAGUUAACGUCAGAGUUCAGGUUAACGGUGUUCUGUCGUAAAUUAGUCAUCACAUCACAUACUUUUUCAAAGUUAUGGAGUACUUGAAUAGCAAGAAUUUUAUGAAUUUUUUAUACUCGUUUUCCCUAACGCUACCUGAUCUGGAUGUGAGAAAGGGGUGUUGGCAAUUGCCUGCUAAGGAUCAUUUUUAUUGUGAAUUUCUUUGUAUCUGAGGUAGAGCAAUGGUCCCGACUUCAAUUUCCAGGGCGGACCUGGGUUGGGGGGGAGGAGGGUUAGGAGUGAUGAUCCGGGCAAACAGAAUGUCAUCGUCGUUCUGUAUAAUAUCUAAAUACAUAGAAUAUUUUGCUACAAAACAUUUUAAGACAACAACUAGACGCGCGCAGGGUUGACUGGGACUGACUGUCUGUGCUCCUUUUCAUAAAAAAACACCAUUAAAUAUAAUAAAAGUAUUCCUUAGAAAAGAUUCAGAAGCGGACGCUCUCCGUUAUCUACCCGAAUCUGAAUUAUGAUAAUGCACUUGUACAGGCUAAUCUUCAAGACCUUGAAAGCCGUAGGCAAGAUCUCUGUAAAAAAUACAUGUGUAAUUUAUCAGAAGAAAACCCUGUACAUAAACUUAUAUUGUCAAGGACUAUAACCAUACCGCAAACGUACGGCUGUACGAUUGAAUGUACGGCUGCGAUCGAAUGUAACCCGACGUGCUGCACCGUCAAGAACCAAGAGGCUCAGUGACUUUGUUUCUGUCAAGUAUUUAAAUGUUUUGUAAAUGUUCCUGUAAUUCAGUCCUAUGGCUGUGGUAGGAAUAAAUAAACAAAUUAGUAUUAGUA